Molecule: messenger RNA, 366 nt
Organism: Fraxinus pennsylvanica
Lineage: Eukaryota; Viridiplantae; Streptophyta; Magnoliopsida; Lamiales; Oleaceae
Source: the annotation of a GenBank genome assembly
AUGUUGGUUUAUCAGGAUCUUCUUUCUGUAUUCAUCUACUUUCUUCUACAAUAUAACUGCGACGAGCUUCUUUCCGACUCAUUCCCCUAUAAGGAAGUCGAGAAUGGCAUGCUGUGGGAAGUAGAAGGAAGGGCCAACCCUUCUGCAGAAGGUGCGGAUGCAGAUGAAGGCGUUGAUGAUCAAGCUGUCAAGGUCGUCGACACCUUCAGGCUUCGGGAGCAACCUGCUUAUGACAAGAAUCAAUUUGUUGCAUAUGUGAAGAAAUAUAUCAAGAACUUGACACCUAAAUUGGAUUCAGAGAAGCAAGAAUUAUUCAAGAAGCACAUUGAGGGAGCUACUAAGUUUCUUCUUCCCAAGCUUUCAUAA